Lottia gigantea (owl limpet) is the source of this 804-nucleotide messenger RNA. RefSeq lists its product as hypothetical. Gene Ontology annotation, cellular component: signaling receptor complex. The annotation marks the transcript as partial. The record is from RefSeq and is a predicted model, not a curated record. Gene Ontology annotation, molecular function: ATP binding; transmembrane receptor protein tyrosine kinase activity. The transcript is spliced from 6 exons. NCBI's taxonomy places the organism in Eukaryota, Metazoa, Mollusca, Gastropoda, Lottiidae. Gene Ontology annotation, biological process: multicellular organism development; cell surface receptor protein tyrosine kinase signaling pathway; protein phosphorylation.
GUCAGACAGAAUAUUACAGCUUUACUGGUUCCACGCAGUAAAUUAGACGUAGGAGAGUUGAUAGGAAAAGGUAAUUUCGGAGCAGUAUAUAAAGCCCAGUAUCAAAGAUCACCAGAUGAAAAGCAAGUUCAAGUAGCAGUUAAAACUUUACAAUGUAAAGGAAAUGACAGCGAAACAAUCCAGACAUUUUUACAAGACACGGUGGUUUUAAAAGAUUUACAACAUCCAAAUAUUCUGCCGUUAGUUGGUGUCUGUGUCACCGUUAGCGACGACCCCUUAAUUAUCAUGCCCUUCAUGGCAACAGAAGAUCUCAAAAGUUACAUUAGAGAACCAUCAAAGAAUUUAACAGUAUUGGAAUUAUUAGAUUUCGCCAGUCAGAUAGUUAAAGGUAUGGUCUAUUUAGAGGAUGUUAAAGUCAUACACAGAAACUUAGCUGCUAGAAAUUGUAUUGUAAGUGAAGAUAAGAAGAUCCAGCUCACUGAUUGUGGUAUAACUAAAACAUUAUUUAAUAAAGACUAUUAUACAUCAACUGAUAGUGUCGGCAAAUCACUUAUGAAAUGGCUGGCACCAGAAACCAUUGAAAACUUCGUCUUCUCUCACAAAUCAGAUGUGUGGGCGUAUGGUGUUGUAUUAUGGGAAUUAUUGACAAGGGGAGUAACUCCCUAUCCUGAUGUAGACAGUAAUGAUUUAGUUCAGUAUUUAGAUGAUGGUAAAAGAAUGAAGAAACCUAAACAAUGUACACAACCUAUUUAUGAUAUAAUGUUAAAGUGCUGGAGUCAAGCUCCUAAUGAACGACCAACUUUC